AUGGAUCAAUCCAGCGGCUUAGCUCCGUCUGCUGAGGAUAUCCUCGCUUCUUACCACAUCCCUUCUGUGAAGCCCUUGUGGCUCAAUGCCAACUAUGCAAAGCAUAUUGUCAAGGGAAACUUUCUCACACUGAGCGCAAAGCCCAAGACGGUUGAGAUGGGAGAAUGGGUUGCACACCAGGUCGUCGACCAUUGGAGAAUGCUCAUUACCUUCAUUCGCCUCGUCCAUGACAAGGAGGAGGAUGGCUCCUCAAUCUGCAAUUCUCGGAAGUGCCCCAAGAUGUCGGCAGGAAUGAAUCACUCCUUCACAUGGUUGAGCUCUAGAUUGAUCCCCGUCGAGAUCCCGGCGUAUGAGUAUUUGACUUUGGUCCAGCGUUACAUUUCCGGGAAAAUCGACGAUUCCAACAUAUUCCCAACCGACCCGGCAGGUGUCUCAUAUGCCGAGAACGCGGCCUUCUCUUCCCCAGCCCCGGAGACUGGACGGCAGUGGGACGAUACGCCCGAACAAGCUUUGAAUGAGAAGCCCGGACAAGACUGGAUUGGCAAGCGGAGCGGGUUCCCUCAAAAUUUCUUGGAAACCUGCCAAACCAUCUUCCGUCAAAUGUUCCGUGUCUACGCCCAUCUGUACUGGUCGCAUUUUGAGGAUAUGUUUUCUCUGAACCUUGAGAAGUCGAUGAAUAGCUGUUUCAGCCAUUUUAUUCUCACAGCGACUACACUUAAUCUCCUCAAGAAGGCUGAUCUUGAGCCCAUGCAGCCCCUAAUCGAUCUUUGGGCUGCACUUGGUACCUUUCCUCCGGGUUCGAAGGCCUACGAGAAUGCUAACCUUCAGGUUGGAAGACUGCUUGUCCAGAAAGCCGGAGGCCCACCGAGCAACUAA
Molecule: messenger RNA, 876 nt
Organism: Lasiosphaeria miniovina
Lineage: Eukaryota; Fungi; Ascomycota; Sordariomycetes; Sordariales; Lasiosphaeriaceae
Product: Mob1/phocein
Exons: 3
Coding region: 1-876 (291 amino acids)
Biological process (GO): signal transduction; positive regulation of protein phosphorylation; cell division
Cellular component (GO): cytoplasm; nucleus
Molecular function (GO): protein kinase activator activity
Source: RefSeq, a predicted model, not a curated record